This is a messenger RNA of Penicillium longicatenatum, 741 nucleotides long. RefSeq lists its product as uncharacterized. The transcript has 2 exons. The record is from RefSeq and is a predicted model, not a curated record. Lineage: Eukaryota; Fungi; Ascomycota; Eurotiomycetes; Eurotiales; Aspergillaceae. The coding region runs from base 1 to 741 and encodes 246 amino acids.
AUGGCCGCACUCCGCCGGAGGCUCGCCCCAACGCCAUUCUUAUCGGCUUUUCUUAGACUCAAAGCCCCGCUCAGUACAUUAUUUCUAGAUCACAGUAUCCUCCCACCUUCGCCCUCCGCGGCAGCAGGCUCGGGGUCAUCUUUUGAAGAGGGCUCUUUCGUCCUGGCCUCAGUGGGUAGCGCGUCAUCCCAGGGUAAACCUGUCACACUAGUUGCAUGGCGUCCAGCACAUGAGCAGGCUAUUCUUGCAGCGCGCGACAAGCUGGAUGGUGCGAUUAUGCAACCUCAUACUAUCUACGGGCGUAGGUCUUGGGUUUGGGGAACAUGGUGGGAUCCCCUGGCAGAAGCAGCCAAGUCAGGCAGUACAUCUCCUGUGCAAGUGACUGUAGAUCGCAUAGCUGGCUGUGGAGUCGUUCACAUUAACGAUGUCGCUGCUGGCUUCCAUGCGGCUAUUGAUCGUAUUGAUGGUCAGUUGGGCUCGUGGCCUGUCUUUGAUCUUGUUACAGAGACGCUUUCAGUGGUGGAAAUUCUGGAGAAUCUGGAGAAUAUUAAGACCAUACUGCGGGUGGAUGGUCAUAUUGAGUACAUUGGGACCCAUGGAAACCCAUUCUUGGAAGCCUUGAGCUUAGUGAGUAAGUUGGAUGCCUCCCGUGCUAAGACUGCGCUGGGAUGGAAUCCCAAGCGAACGGAGUUCUUGUUGAAUCUGCCCAUCUAUUCGAAGGCCUGGCAGGCGUCGCAGUGA